GAUGAUUCUCUGUAGAUUUUCAAUCAUAAAACAAAUAAAUCAUUAUCAAAUUGUAUUCCCAUCAAAACGUUUUAUUGCAAUUGGUGAUCGAAUUUCAUUUAUUAGAAAAAUUACAACUAAAGAUGUGAAUGAUUUUGCCAAACUUACCGGUGAUAUGAAUCCAAUUCAUUUAGAUUUGGAUUAUGCUAAACAAACACGUUAUGGAAAAUGUAUUGUACAUGGAAUAUUAGUUCAAGGUUUAGUUUCUUGUUUGUUCGGUGUACAUUUUCCUGGAAUUGGAUGUGUUGCAUAUGAAAUAAAUUGUAAAUUUCCGGAACCUUUAUUCGUUGAUGAAACAUGUCAAAUAGAAGCUGUAGUAUCUAAACUACGUGGAAGAUUAGCUACUUUCGAUGUAAAUGCUUAUGCACGUGAAAGAAAUGCGAAUGUUCUAGUUGGUUAUUUCAAUGUAUUUCUAACACGUGAACAACUAACUAUGCGACCACCAGUGGACAAUGAAAUUGUUUAUCAUUCGAAUUGAUUUAUUCUUUUUUUCAAUAAAACCAUUCUAGAAAUUUCUAAUUUCAUUUUGUAUAUUUAAUUGUGUAUACAUAUCAAUGUAAUGCUAGUCAAUGAAAUACGAAUACACCAUAAAUGUGUUCCUUGGUCUUUCUGUUUUCUAUUGACCCUGAAAAUUCCAUUCGGGGGAUAGUCGUGUUGUGGUGUGUGCUACUUAUACGAA
Molecule: messenger RNA, 718 nt
Organism: Schistosoma turkestanicum
Lineage: Eukaryota; Metazoa; Platyhelminthes; Trematoda; Strigeidida; Schistosomatidae
Source: the annotation of a GenBank genome assembly